AUGAAUUUUUUUGACAAGUUUUUGUUUUUAUUAGCAUGUUUACAUGGACAUAAUGAAUGUAAAUUUGGUGCAAUUUGCACUAAACAAAAUGAAUGUCAAUGUUUAUUUAAUUGUACUGAUGCUGAUGAACGUAUUCAAGACGAAAUAACUGGAAAAUGGUAUUUAAAUAAAUGUCGAUUUGAUGAAUCUAAAUGCAAUUCUUACUAUGAAAAGAAUUUUAAAUGUUCAUCAAUACAUUGUUCUUAUGGAUCAAAAUGUUUAAUAAAUGAUCAUGAUUUUCCUAUAUGUUAUUGUCCAAGUAAUUGUAAUGAAUAUGUUCGUACAAUAUCAUUCAAUGGACCAGUUUGUGGUAGUGAUCAUCAAACUUAUGAAACGAUUUGUGAAUUAAAUAAAAGAGCAUGUGAAAUACAAGAAAAUUUAUACGCUGCACAUUUAGGAAAAUGUCAACAUUGUCAAAAUUCAAGUUGUAUUUUAAAUCAUCAAAAAUGUGAUCCUUAUAUUGAUUGUUCAUAUAAUUAUCAACCAUUUUGUGCAAAUAAUCUUCAUAAUUAUUCGAAUGAAUGUGAAAUGCAUAAAUAUGCUUGUCAAUCAAAUGUAAAUUUAACAAAACUUCAUGAUGAAACAUGUACAUCAGAUGAACAACAACAAUUACGUGAAGCUUGUAAAACAUUUAUUUGUUUAAAUGGAAAAACAUGUAUGAUCGAAAAUGGUAUUGGAGUAUGCCGAUGUUUAUUUAAUUGUUCAUCAGACAAGAAUCAAAUAUGUGCUUCAAAUGGUAUUAUAUAUCGAAAUUUAUGUGAAAUGGAACGUGAUGGUUGCAUUCGUGGAGAAAAUUUUGUACCAGUUGAUACUUCUAAUUGUAAAUUAUUUGAUCAUUUUUUAUUAGAAAUUGUUUUCUUUAACGAAGGUAUGCCAGCAUGUGAUACAACUAUAUGUCCAUAUGGUCAAUGUAAACAACAAUCUAAUAGUCAAAUUGAAUGUCAAUGUAUACCAUGUUCAACUAACUAUUCUUAUGAAGAUUUAAUAUGUGGAGAUAAUGGUAUUACAUAUCCAUCAAGGUGUUUCCUUGAAUAUGAUGCUUGUACAAGACAAACAAACAUAACACCAAAUCAUAUGGGACAAUGUAAUAAUUGUCAAAAUGUUGAAUGUCCGUUUAAUGGACAAUGUCAAUCAGAACAAGGAAGUUAUUCAUGUAUAUGUCCAUCAAGAAAUAGUUGUCCAAUUGUUCCAGUACGUUAA
Rotaria sp. Silwood2 is the source of this 1239-nucleotide messenger RNA. NCBI's taxonomy places the organism in Eukaryota, Metazoa, Rotifera, Eurotatoria, Philodinida, Philodinidae. The record is from the annotation of a GenBank genome assembly.